Messenger RNA from Sciurus carolinensis (gray squirrel), 2115 nucleotides. Its product is annotated as zinc finger protein 431-like. The record is from RefSeq and is a predicted model, not a curated record. Gene Ontology annotation, molecular function: RNA polymerase II transcription regulatory region sequence-specific DNA binding; DNA-binding transcription factor activity, RNA polymerase II-specific. The transcript is spliced from 6 exons. Gene Ontology annotation, biological process: regulation of transcription by RNA polymerase II. NCBI's taxonomy places the organism in Eukaryota, Metazoa, Chordata, Mammalia, Rodentia, Sciuridae. Gene Ontology annotation, cellular component: nucleus.
AUGGAUGCUGUGACCUUUGAGGAUGUGGCUGUGAACUUCACCCAGGAGGAGUGGACUUUGCUGAAUCCUUCCCAGAAAAACUUGUACAGAGAUGUGAUGCAGGAAGUCUUCAGAAACCUGGCUUCUAGAGGAAGCAAAUGGGAAGGCAAAAGCAUAGAAGACCAGAUCAAAAAUUCUGGGAGUAAUCUAAGGCAUGAAGAAACUCAUACUGGGCACAAACCCUAUGACUGCGUACAGUGUGGUGAAACCCUUUUGUCUCCGACAGGUGUUCAAAGACACAUGAUAACACACAGUGGAGAUAAACCUUUCAAAUGUAAGGUAUGUGGGAAAGCCUUUCCCUAUCGCAGUUUAUUUAGAAUGCAUCAAAGAACACAUACUGGAGAGAAACCCUAUGAAUAACAGAAGUGCUAUGAAUGUGAACAAUGUAGAAAAGCCUUUACUACUUCCUCUUCCCUUCAGAUCCAUAAACGAACUCAUACUGGGGAGAAGCUCUAUGCAUGUAAACAAUGUGGGAAAGCCUUCACUCGCUCCUCUCACCUUCAAAGACAUGAACAAACUCAUACUGGAGAGAAGCCCUAUAAAUGUAAACAAUGUGGGAAAGCCUUCACUACUUCCACUUACCUUCCACUACAUGAACGAAUUCAUACUGGACAGAAACCUUAUAAAUGUGAACAAUGUGGAAAAGCUUUCACUCAUUCCUCUUACCUUCACAUACAUAUACAAACUCAUACCGGAGAGAAACCCUAUAAAUGUGAACCAUGUGGGAAAGCCUUCACUAGUUCCUUUCACCUUCAGACACAUGAACGAACUCACACUGGAGAGAAACCCUAUAAAUGUGAACAAUGUGAGAAAACCUUCAUUUGUUCCUCCUACCUUAAGAUGCAUAAACGAUCUCAUACUGGAGAGAAACCCUAUAAAUGUGAACCAUGUGGGAAAGCCUUCACUAGUUCCUUUCGCCUUCAGACACAUGAACGAACUCACACUGGAGAGAAACCCUAUAAAUGUGAACAAUGUGAGAAAGCCUUCAUUUGUUCCUCCUACCUUAAGAUGCAUAAACAAUCUCAUACUGAAGAGAAACCCCAUAAAUGUGAACAAUGUGAGAAAACCUUCAUUUGUUCCUCUUACCUUAGGAUGCAUAAACGAUCUCAUACUGGAGAGAAACCCUAUAAAUGUAAACAAUGUGGGAAAACCUUCACUAGUUCCUCUCACCUUCACAAACAUGAGCGAACUCACACUGGAGAGAAGCCCUAUAAAUGUAAUCGAUGUGGAAAAGCGUUCACUCUUUCCUCUCACCUUCACUCACAUGAAAGAUCUCACACUGGAGAGAAGCCCUAUAAAUGUAAUCAAUGUGGGAAAGCCUUCAUUACUUCAUCUCAACUUCAGUUAUAUGAACGAACUCACACUGGAGAGAGGCCCUAUAAGCCCUAUAAAUGUAAUCAAUGUGGGAAAGCCUUCAGUACUUCCACUAAACUUCAAUUACAUGAACGAACUCACACUGGAGAGAAGCUCUAUAAAUGUAAUCAAUGUGGGAAAGCCUUCAUUACUUCCUCUCAACUUCAAUUACAUAAAUGAACUCACACUGGAGAGAGACCCUAUGAAUGUAAACAAUGUGGGAAAGCCUUUGCUUGUUCCUCUAACCUUUACUCACAUGAAAAAACUCACACUGCAGAGAAGCCCUAUAAAUGUAAUCAAUGUGGGAAAGCCUUCACUACUUCCACUCAACUUCAAUUACAUGAACGAACGCAUACUGGAGAGAGGCCCUAUGAAUGUAAACAAUGUGGAAAAGCCUUUACUCGUUCCUGUAACCUUCACUCACAUGAACGAACUCAUUCUGGACAGAAACCCUGUGAAUAUAAACAAUGUGGUAAAGGCUUUGCUAGAUCUAGUCAGUUUCACUUGCACAAAUGAACUCAUAUUAGAAAGAAAUUCUACUAAUGAAAACAAGAGGCAAAAGUUUUAUUACCAUUUCACUCCUAAAAAUUAAGAACUGUACUGGAGAAAAUACCUUUGAAUGUAAAAUGUGAUAAAUGAAUAUUCCUUCUCAGUUACAAGGACAUGAAUGGUCUCAUACUGCAGAACAAUUUUUUGUUGUUCUGGGGACUUAGUCCCUGGGUG